AUGUUGGUAUUCACUUUGAAAGUUAUGUGUAUUGCAUCGGAUGUGCCGUCAAUGGCAUCUGAUCAACGUCAAUAUCGCACGACAAAUGGUAUAAAAACAAAUAAUUUUAAUAAUAACAACAAUAAUAAUAAUAGUUCAUCGCCCAUUAUAUCUCGAAAAGUUGUUGUAAAUGAUUAUGAUAUCUUUCCGUCAAAUAAUCCGACCACCAAUUAUACUGCUAUUCCAUCUACAAAUGGGAAGUAUUUAAAGUCCAACACAAUGCCUUCAGCGUCAAAUAAAACUUUACCAGCAACCGUUAAUCAUUACCAAAACGAAGAAACAAUUGCGUCUGGUUAUGAAAUGGGGAACAGUCAUGAUGAAAAUUCAAAUCCUGUUGAUAAAGAAGCAUUAAAACGAAUGAACAAGUUUUCUAUACAAAAAAUAUUACGUCAAGGUUUUACAUCGUGGCGUACACGUAAGAAACAACAUCAACUUCCAUUAACACCGCCACCAUUACAACACCAACCAAAUUUCACACCUAUUGGCAACACAUCAUCACCUCCACCAACUACAUUACGUUCAUUAUCGGUCGAUAGUAUUGUUGCAUCUACGCCAACAGCAAAAACGAUAACUCCACAACAUCAACGAAUUAUCAUUUCAGAAAAAGUAACACCACAAGCUCCUAAUAGUGUUAUAACGACGAAUGAAUCACCAAAAAAUCGUUAUAUUCAAUCCCCAUGGACAACUACAAAUAAUAGUAAUAAUUCACCAAUACUUGUCAGUACGACAGAACAACAGCAGAGAGUUUUACCUGUACAUUUUCGGGAUACCAACAAUAACUCAUCGCCAACAGUGACGAAAAAACAACCUGCACCAAUCUCUCCACCACCACAUCCAUCUUCAUUUAAAAUAUCAGAAUCGUUGACAGAUAUGAGUCCAACCGUAUCGAUUACACCAACAACAAUUCCAACAACAAAUACGUUAACAGCUACGAAUAUAGGUCCGAGAAUUCCUCCUCCUGUUGCACCAAAACCAGACUCAAACCGUUUAACGCCAAUUCGAACAAAUUAUAACACAAAUUCUUCAACUGUCGCUUCAUCUUCGAUACCCCCUACGUCGUUAUCUAAGUCAAAUUCAAAUAACACUAAUCUUACUACCUUAUCAUUUAACAACACUUCUUCUAAUGUAACAGAGUCUAAUAUACUGCCAUCUCAACAACGUUUCAAAGUUUUUCCAGAAAAAUUUAUCACAAAUCGUUUUACACCCAUAGACCAGAUGAUACCAUCAUCUAUUUCCACUACUUUUAACAACAAAGACGAAGCUCAAUCUGCACUUCCACCUCAGCCCGUGUAUGCUAAUUUGCAAAUAUCACAACCUCCUUCGCAACAACGUACAAAUAGUGCCGUCAUUAUAGCAUUACAAGAAAAAUUAAAUAUACGAUGUUCACCAGUUAGUACAAGUCCACCACCGAAUAAUAACAAUAACGUGACAGUUCCAUCCGUUACUAUUGUCAAUUGUAACAAUCCAAUCAGUACUACUGAACAACCUCGUCAAGUAUUAUUUUCAAUGCCGUCUGUAUUAACAUCUUCUCCCUCUACAUCCUCCACAACGAUGACCACAACAACGGUCCAAAAUGGUUUUUCGAACGAUAAUAAACAAACGGUUCAAGAUAUCGAUACGACACGAUACGAAGAAGUACCAGCAAAAGAGCCGGAUCUUUCACGUAAACCCGAAAAAAGUGCACUGAAAAAACAAAGUGGUCUUAAACGACGAAUGAUACCUGUUUUAAGAGAAAAUCAACGACCGAGUCCACGUCCAAGUCCAAAACCUAUUGUAUUAGUUAGUAAACAUCACCACCAACAACAAGAUAAUGGCGAUCAAAAUCACAAUGGAGAUUCGGAUAGUGAUAUGGAAGACGAUGACGAUGAAAACGAUAUAAAUAAUUCAAAUAAUAACUCGAAUGAGUCUAUACCAAAACGAUUUGCUAAUGUACAACGAAAUGAUUCAUUAGCACGUUUUCUUAAAGACCGCCCCCAAGUCAUUGAACUAUAUGAAAAAAAUAUUUUAGUUAAUAAAGAUGAACGUAAAAAUGAACGUGAACGAAUCGAAACAAAAUUAGAACGAAAAUUAUCGUUACGACCGUCGCCAGAAGAGUUAGAACAACGAAAUAUUUUAAGGUUGAAAACACAAGCUGAAUUGAUUGCAGAGAAAGAAGAGAAGAAACGUUUUCUUAUUAGAAAAUUAAGUUUUAGACCAAAAUUACGUGAAAAGAAAAUUAUUCGGUUUUGUGAUUACAUCGAAGUGACAGAAGCUGAAGAAAUUGAUCGUCGUGGUGAUAAACCUUGGGUUCGUUUAACGCCGCGUGAUAAAGCAGCUAUUCGCAAAGAAUUAAAUGAAUAUAAAAGUACAGAGAUGGAAAUUCAUCCAGACAGUGCAAAAUAUACACGUUUUCAUCCUUCAUAA
This is a messenger RNA of Didymodactylos carnosus, 2442 nucleotides long. The record is from the annotation of a GenBank genome assembly. NCBI's taxonomy places the organism in Eukaryota, Metazoa, Rotifera, Eurotatoria, Philodinida, Philodinidae.